AUGAACGACAAUUGGAAAUAAAACAAGUGAAGCGGAAAAGAAGGAAAAAAACUAGGCAAAAUGAAUCGCACUUCGAUGAGUCUCUUGAGGAGUUCAAAAUACCUGACAAGGAACGGCGCAUCCACAUCGCAACGACGAUUUGCAUCCUCAGAAACCCCUUCACCUACUCGCACUUUUUACAAAACUUUCACUCGCCCUAUCGCAAAAACUCUUUUGAUGGCAACUUUCAUAUAUCAAUUGACCUAUUGGGGCUGGGUAAAAUUGGAGAAGGAUGAAUUGAAAGCAGGCAAACGUAGGGAAAUAAAGGAACUGGAGGAGGAACUGGAGAAAAUCAGUGGAGGCGCUAUCAAGGGCGAAGAUGUGAAAGUCAAAGGUAUCUAAGGAGACCUAUGCGCGGGGAUCAAGCACAUAAGCACAUGGUCACUUGAAGAACUAUGCAGGGUGAAAAUGAGGAUUGAGAACUCUUGCGGGCAAACAAAGUCGCUCUCAUGAUCUAGUGAUGGUGGCUACUAGUCUCAAAAAUUCUGUCGCAGUCGCUGUACCGCGACGACUUACAGAUGAGAUAUCGUUUGCGCCAUACCCACCAGGUUCAUGCUCGAUUUUGCGCAAAUCGAAAUCGGAACAUAAAUAAACAUUUUGUUUGUGCGGGGCCCUCCUGGAAACUGGUUGACUAUCAUUGCGAAGACAUGAACUCAAAACUAAUAAUACUACAAAACCACCAAAUGAUGAUAAUCACCGACGUGCCU
This is a messenger RNA of Botrytis byssoidea, 746 nucleotides long. RefSeq lists its product as uncharacterized. The coding region runs from base 61 to 381 and encodes 106 amino acids. Lineage: Eukaryota; Fungi; Ascomycota; Leotiomycetes; Helotiales; Sclerotiniaceae. The record is from RefSeq and is a predicted model, not a curated record. The transcript is spliced from 2 exons.